AUGACACAGGAUCAUGCUUCAGAUACUGGUGGAUUAGGUAUUCUUGUUGGCACAGAAGUGUUAUUUUGUGGUGUAUUUAUUGCUCAUCCAAAAGAUCCACUUGCAUUUUUAGAAGAAAAGCUCAGAGAAUUAAUGGCAAAGGGAUUAGAUACUUUCUUAUUCAGGUCAGAAACUGUAUUAAAUUACUCAUUCUGUUUACAGUUCAGAGAAUGGAUAAAAUAUAAUUUGCUGAAAAGGAAUGAGAAAAAACAGAAGAUGGCUCUAGAAUAAGUCCAUUAUAAUGUCCAAAUAUUAAAAGUUAUUACACAGAAGUGGAACAUGUGGAUACUAACUGACAAGGAAAGAAAGACAUGUAAGUCUAGGUAUGCAUAUUGUUUCUUCUUCAUACUUAAAAUUGCAUAUUUUAAGUGUUGCAUAUCAGAAAUUUCAGUAUGUGAUGAUGCAAUUCAGAAAUGCAAAUGGUUAUGGAUAUGCGACAUUUUAGUAUGUAAACAUGUCAAAAAUAUUAUGCAGAAGUGACAUCCAUGUGUGUUAUGUUUGACUCUUUGAGGCUGCUCUUCUUUUCACUGGCCUAGCUUUAAAGUAUUUUUAAAUACUUUCUUCUUCCCCAAUUUACAGUAAAUGAGUUUAGCUCACUGCAGAAAAUACAAAGGUUUACCAUACCUGGACUCUUGAAAAGGCUGUCACAAGAUCAUCUGUCUGGAAAUUCCAGGUUGCAUUCAGGUUUGUACUGAUGUCUUCAGAAAUACUGCCAAUGGCUGCAAUUGGAUUCAAGAUUUGCUAAUCAGCAAAAUGUUAACUCUUACAGACAGACUGAUUUCAGUGGGUAUUUGGAUCAUGCUCUUAAUGAAUGUCAGAUGUGUUACUUGCAUCUUAAAUAUUUCAACACUGAAUAACCAAAAUACUGAUUUAAAUUUCAAGUUGAUGAGUAAAUGUUGCCCAUACAUCAGGCAUCAUGUGGCUGAUUGCCAGAAGAUUACAGAAGAUGGUGUUAAGAUGAUUUCAUCAUUGAAGCAUAUUGUUGUACUGCAUAUGGCAGACUGCACAAUGAGUGCUGAAAAUGCUGGAGCAAUUCCACGUUAUCCUGUUGGUAGUUUAGCUGGGCAGGGCACAGAUUACCUGGAACACUGCCAUGUCUCAUACUGCCCUCAGCUGACAGAUGAAGCUGUGAAAACAAUGGCAUUUUACCGCCACAGACUGACAUCUGCCAACAUAGUGAAUUGCCCAAAGAUUAUGGAUACAUGUGUCCAAUACAUGGCUGCAGCCUGACAUUAUCUCCCCUUCUUGGACAUCUCAGGUUGUAUUCAUCUUACUAACAACCUGAAAUAUUUUUGGAAAGACUGUGAGCAACUCCAGAUUCUCAUGACAUAGUACUGUAGAAAAAUAACCAAACAAGCUGUCUUGAAAUACACAGCUGAACUGGAGGAACAGGAACAUAAUGUUGACCCUCCUUCCUGGCUUGGAUAUGACUGGGAUGGUAACAUAUCACCUUCACCAAAAAACACAGAUCAGAGCCUGAAAAAACAAAUUCUUCAAAAUGAAAAAUGAAGAAACU
Messenger RNA from Cyanistes caeruleus (blue tit), 1555 nucleotides. NCBI's taxonomy places the organism in Eukaryota, Metazoa, Chordata, Aves, Passeriformes, Paridae. The record is from RefSeq and is a predicted model, not a curated record.